AUCUGCUCACCGAUGGUAUUUAAAUAGGCGCGCAUAAGUUUAUCGAGCGCAAUUCACUAGUAGCUUCAAGUUAAGUUUAACCGCGAAGCCGCGUAGCAACACAUCCAAGAUGCAGUAUGUUAUUCUACUAACCGUUUUAGUUGUAUCAGUUAACGCUGCGCCGACGAUGCCAAAGAAUCUCAUACAUUUAUUUUCCGAUACAAAUCUUGGUGAAUUUGGAGAAUUCUUCGAAGGUGAUAUGAUUCUCACUAAGGAACAAAAGCUUGCUGUCACGGCCGCUAUGGAAGGGCGCAAUGGAUUGAAGGGAGGCGCGAAGCGGUGGCCUAACCGUACAGUCGUUUAUCACAUUGAAGAGGAUGAUUUUGAUGAGGAUCAAGUGAAGAUAAUUGAGACUGGAAUGGCGGAUAUUGCAAACAAAUCUUGCCUUAAAUUUGUAAAAAGGGAACAUGAUGAACAUGCAGUUGUUAUACAGGGUUCCGCAAACGGUUGUUUUUCAAAUGUUGGAUUAAGUGUCGACGACGAGGAUGGCGAAGUAAAUCAAGUGUUGAACUUAGCUAAAGGCUGCUUCAGACAUGGGACGGUUGUACAUGAGAUGCUUCAUACAAUCGGCUUUUAUCACAUGCAAAGCACUUAUGAUCGUGAUGAUUACGUGAAAAUUGUUUGGGAAAAUAUACGAGCUGGUACUGAACACAAUUUUGCUAAAUACAACAAUGACACCGUGACGGAUUUCGGAGUGCCCUAUGAUUACGGCAGCGUUAUGCAUUAUCCGGAGACAGCGUUUAGCAAAAAUGGAAAUAAAACAAUUAUCCCCUUACAGGAGAACGUGACAAUAGGGCAAAGAGACGGUUUGUCAGAGAGCGAUAUUAUCAAAUUGAAUAAAAUGUACUGCGAAGACUCUGAAGAAAAUUCCAAAGAUGUAAUGUAGUUAACAUUGUAAAACGAAAAUAAUAUUAUCAUUAUUGAGUUUAUUUCGUUAGCCUAAAAAAAAUAUUCUUUAGAAUCUAAUUUUACCACUACUGAAUAAAAUUUCGAUUCAAAUGCACGUUGCAUUUCUCGAAAAUAAAAAUUACGGUUUUUAAUGUACUACUUUAAA
Messenger RNA from Manduca sexta (tobacco hornworm), 1093 nucleotides. Its product is annotated as zinc metalloproteinase nas-4. The transcript has 6 exons. The record is from RefSeq and is a predicted model, not a curated record. Lineage: Eukaryota; Metazoa; Arthropoda; Insecta; Lepidoptera; Sphingidae. The coding region runs from base 110 to 925 and encodes 271 amino acids. Gene Ontology annotation, molecular function: zinc ion binding; metalloendopeptidase activity. Gene Ontology annotation, biological process: proteolysis.